Cloeon dipterum is the source of this 951-nucleotide messenger RNA. RefSeq names its product Riboflavin kinase (gene Rfk). Gene Ontology annotation, biological process: riboflavin biosynthetic process; FMN biosynthetic process. The coding region runs from base 304 to 795 and encodes 163 amino acids. The transcript has 4 exons. Gene Ontology annotation, cellular component: mitochondrion. Lineage: Eukaryota; Metazoa; Arthropoda; Insecta; Ephemeroptera; Baetidae. Gene Ontology annotation, molecular function: riboflavin kinase activity. The record is from RefSeq and is a predicted model, not a curated record.
UUGAAGUUACCGUCGAUUGUCGACCCAAUUUCCUGCAAGGAUAACACAAAACUCCCUAGACCGUCGGUCACGUGCCUUUGGUUAUUUGAUCCUUUGUCAGAGGUUGAGGUUCAAUAUUUUCACGAGGGGACUCCUAAAUAAAUGAUGGUCAUUCUGCUGCGUGCUAUGUGAUCUCAUUCAACGUACGUAACAGAUUUUUGCGUAAUUUAUUUGGACCCGUGAUAUAUAACAAGAAUCAUUGAAGAACUCAUCUUCUGCGUGUUGGGUUAAACACUUGACUGAAAGAGACACAUCAUCAUCAUUAUGCUCCGAAAAGGACUGCCACACUUUGCAGUUGGGAAGGUUAUCAGUGGUUUCCAAAGAGGGUCCAAGGAACUAGGUUGCCCAACAGCAAAUUUUACCCACGAAGUCGUUGAUAAUCUGCCUAGUGAUGUGGAGACUGGUAUCUACUAUGGAUGGGCCAACGUAGACGAUGGUCCUGUCUAUAAAAUGGUUAUGAGUGUAGGCUGGAACCCAUAUUACAAGAACGAGAAAAAAUCGAUGGAGACACAUAUUCUGCACAAUUUUGAAAACGAUUUUUAUGGUUCUUCACUGAAAGUCUGCAUGUUAGGGUACCUGAGGCCAGAGAAGGAUUUCAAAUCUCUAGAUGAGCUAAUUGAGGCUAUUCAGAAUGACAUAAAGAAUGCAUCUGAUACACUGGAUCAGCCUGAGUGGCAAAAAUUCAAGGAUCAUGAUUUCUUCCUGCCUAACAAAAAUGGACUGAUUACUAAUGGGAAUCAUCUGAGUUCUUUGUAAGCAAUUGACUGGAAUUAAACCAAUGAUACCAAUUUAGUUACUUAAUAAAUUGUUAUCUCUUCUUUUUAAUGGUGCAUGUUGUGAUUUUGGCGAUCAUAUUUAUUUUAAAAGUUUACAAUGAAUUAUUCGCCCUGUAGAAAACUAUUUUUUGCAAUA